UCUAGCAUUGGAGUAUGAAAGCGAGGCCGUGCUCUCUCAGGUGAAUCUUGCCGGGUGAACAGGCGAGAGGACCCCGUUAGACAUACCGGGCAAACAUGGCCUCUGUUCUCCAGUCAGAUCACGAGAAACGCAAGCAGAUCAGCGUUCGAGGGAUCGCCCAGGUCGAGAACGUCACCAACUUCAAGAAGGCGUUCAACCGUCACCUUCAUUUUACCUUGGUCAAGGAUCGAAAUGUGGCGACUCCCAGAGAUUACUUUUUCGCCUUGGCUCACACGGUUCGGGAUAACCUUGUGGGUCGGUGGAUCCGAACCCAGCAGUAUUACUACGAGAAGGACCCCAAGCGUAUCUACUACCUGUCCCUGGAGUACUACAUGGGGCGAGCCCUCUGCAAUACCAUGAUCAACCUGGGCAUCCAGGGGGCCUGCGACGAGGCUAUGUAUCAGGUUGGACUGGAUAUAGAAGAACUACAGGAGAUAGAGGAAGAUGCAGGACUGGGCAAUGGUGGUCUGGGCAGACUUGCAGCUUGUUUCCUGGACUCCAUGGCCACCCUGGGACUGGCUGCGUACGGUUACGGGAUCCGAUACGACUACGGAAUCUUCACUCAGAAGAUUCAAGAUGGCUGGCAGCUGGAGGAGCCGGAUGAUUGGCUGCGGCACGGGAACCCCUGGGAGAAGGCGCGGCCGGAGUACAUGAUCCCCAUUCAUUUCUUUGGCAAGGUGGAAACUGACGGCAACAAGAAACACAAAUGGGUCAACACGCAGAUGGUGUAUGCCAUGCCGUAUGACAGUCCCAUCCCUGGGUAUGGUAACAACACUGUCAACACCAUGAGGCUGUGGUCCGCAAAGGCGCCCAAGAACUUUGACCUCAAGUUCUUUAACGAUGGUGAGUACAUCCAGGCUGUGUGUGACAGGAACCUGGCUGAGAACAUCUCCCGUGUACUGUACCCCAAUGACAACAUGUUUGAAGGGAAAGAGCUGCGUCUGAAGCAGGAGUACUUCAUGGUGGCUGCCACUCUACAGGACAUCAUCCGGCGCUACAAGUCCUCCAAGUUUGGCUGCCGGGAUCCCGUCAGGACUAACUUUGAGGCUUUCCCGGAGAAGGAGGAGGGUAUCUGUAGUCCCCUUGAACAGCUUCAUGAGAAGGUUGCCAUCCAGCUGAAUGACACCCACCCUGCCCUGGCCAUCCCUGAACUGAUGAGAAUCCUGGUGGAUAUAGAAGAGAUGCCGUGGGACAAGGCGUUUGAGAUCACCCAGAGGGCCUGUGCGUACACCAACCACACGCUGCUGCCCGAGGCACUGGAGCGCUGGCCCAUCCACAUGUUCGAAUACCUGCUGCCCCGCCAUCUCCAGAUCAUCUACGACAUCAACGCCAAGCACAUGGAGAGAGUUGCCAGUCUAUGGCCAGGUGACUUUGAUCGCAUGAGGAGGAUGUCUAUAAUAGAGGAAGGCCAUGUGAAGAACAUCAACAUGGCACACCUGUGUAUCGUGGGUUCUCACGCCGUCAACGGGGUGGCAGCUAUCCACUCCAGCCUGCUGCAGAAGGGAUUGUUUAAGGACUUUUUUGAGAUGGACCCUCACAAGUUCCAGAACAAGACAAACGGCAUCACCCCCCGCCGCUGGCUGCUGCUGUGUAACCCCAACCUGGCUGAUCUCAUCGCUGAGAAACUUGGGGAGACGUGGGUGACCAAGCUGGAUGAACUGAGGGGUCUGGAGAAGUAUGCGAAUGACCAGAAGUUCCUCCUGGCUGUGGCCAAGGUCAAACAGGAGAACAAGAUGAAGUUUGCCCAGUAUCUGGAGUCCACCACAGGCAUGCGGAUCGACCCGUCCGCCAUGUUUGACGUGCAGGUGAAGAGAAUCCACGAGUACAAGCGACAGCUGCUCAACAUCCUCCAUAUCGUUACUAUGUACAAUCGCAUGAAGAGAAACCCCAACAUGGACUUCACUCCACGUGUAGUGAUGAUUGGUGGAAAGGCAGCACCAGGGUACCACAUGGCCAAACAGCUCAUCAAACUGUACAACAACGUCGGCCGCGUGGUCAACAACGACCCCAUCGUGGGGAACCGGCUGAAGGUGGUGUUCCUGGAGAACUACAGGGUGUCUCUGGCCGAGAAGGUCAUCCCUGCAGCUGAUCUGUCAGAGCAGAUCUCCACUGCAGGGACUGAGGCCUCUGGAACUGGGAACAUGAAGUUUAUGCUGAAUGGUGCUCUGACUAUCGGCACGUUGGACGGAGCCAAUGUUGAGAUGGCAGAAGAGAUGGGGAACGACAACAUCUUCAUCUUUGGUAUGACAGUUGAUGAGGUGGACGAACUGGUCAAGAAGGGCUACAAGCCCCGUGAGUACUAUGAGAAGAAUGAAGAACUGAGGCAAGCCCUGGACCUGAUCCGGGGAGGAUUCUUCUCUCCAGAGAAACCAGAUCUCUUCCAUGAUGUCGUGGACGCCCUGCUGAACCAUGACCGAUUCUGUCUCUUGGCUGACUAUGGGGCCUACAUCGAAUGCCAAGAUAAAGUCAGUGAACUGUACAAGGAUCCGAUGGCGUGGACAAAGAAGAGCGUGAUGAACAUCGCGGCCUCUGGGAAGUUCUCCAGUGACAGAACGAUAGAGCAGUACGCCAGGGAAAUCUGGGGUGUGGAACCUUCCGACUUUGUCAUCCCUCCGCCGUACGAGGAUCCCUGUCGAGGCAAUGAGGAAGCUGCUGCUAAAUAAGAACCUUUCUUUACAACAGUACAGAAGAGUCAACUGUUAGAUACAGCAGAAACAAAAUAUAACAUCCUGAAAUAGCAAGAAGACAGAAAUGUUGUGACUAUAUCAAUGUCUUUCUCAGAAACAAAGAUUACUCAAGUGAUUAAAGUAAAAUCAUCUUACACUCGUAGCAGACAUAUGCUAGUUAGGUCAGAGAGAUAGGAUAUGCCAAAUAUUUGUUGACAUAUGAUUACUUGACAGCCUUAAAAGGAUGCAUGUCUUGAGAUUUCAGUAAUUGUGAAUGAAUUUUGUGUGUUAACAAGGUAUACUGUGUAUAGUGUCGAUAUUUUUCCCUUUCAGUAUUGCAGGGAAUGGUCAUGUUUCUUUUACUCUCUGGCAGGGAUAUCCAACACUUUCUUUUUCUGUUUGCCGUAUUGUAUAAGUAGUAAAGUAUAACAACUAGAAUGGUGGACUUUGCUUUUAAAUUAAGAAAGAGAUCUUCAUGUACAUGUACAUGGCCUAUUUCAUACCAUGACUUUAUUGUCAAUACUUGAAAGAUGUGGUAUAAAUAAAAACAGCUAUACAAAUGUUCCAAAAUCACAAAUUGUAAUGUCAGAUGAAUCCUUCUGAUUCUAGUCUUUAAAGGCUUGUUUUGUGAGCAUGUCUGUAUAAGUGCUGGAUUGGCAUGCUAGCAGAGAAUGUAGUUACACAGCCUGUAGUAUAAUGUCUAGAUGACAUUGAAAAAAGAGGGUCUUGGUGCUCAAAAUGUUGCAAAGCAACUGCAAUUUUUGAAAUACCUUCUGUUAAGGUGAAUUCUAAAUUCUAAAUAAAGAUUAUUAAAAGACAGGUAAUAAUUCGAGACCAGUGACUUGGAAGAAGCUUCAGCAUAUUGGUGGGAUACUGUAACUGUAGACACAAUGCUUCAUGUACCUUGUAUCACAAGAGAAGAGGGAUUUGUAAAUUGUAUGUUACCGGUACUGUCACUGAAUGGGUGCUAUAAUGACUGUAGUGAACUAGACAUUUGUUGAUCUAGCAAUAAAACAAGAAAUCAA
Molecule: messenger RNA, 3730 nt
Organism: Branchiostoma belcheri (Belcher's lancelet)
Lineage: Eukaryota; Metazoa; Chordata; Leptocardii; Amphioxiformes; Branchiostomatidae
Product: glycogen phosphorylase, muscle form-like
Exons: 21
Coding region: 96-2702 (868 amino acids)
Biological process (GO): glycogen catabolic process
Cellular component (GO): cytoplasm
Molecular function (GO): glycogen phosphorylase activity; pyridoxal phosphate binding
Source: RefSeq, a predicted model, not a curated record